Messenger RNA from Anguilla rostrata (American eel), 2831 nucleotides. It is a transcript of the gene c4h1orf53, whose product is annotated as chromosome 4 C1orf53 homolog. The record is from RefSeq and is a predicted model, not a curated record. The transcript has 3 exons. NCBI's taxonomy places the organism in Eukaryota, Metazoa, Chordata, Actinopteri, Anguilliformes, Anguillidae. The coding region runs from base 281 to 751 and encodes 156 amino acids.
GAACGCACAACGCAUUGAUUUUGAUUCGGGGCAAAACGGGCGCAGGUUUGAAUGAGCUUCAAGACAAAAUUCAAUACAAAGUUUUGUGAAAUAUUUUUCGUGAUCUGAUGCUGCUAUUUGAUUGUUACGUAACCGGGUACAGAUAUUCGAUAUAAUUAUUUAGCUACAUCUUGUUAAAAUGUGUCCUUCACGCUGCUGGUUUUACUGUCCGUAUACUGUAACACGCUUAGCUUUGAAGCGGCUGCUGAAUAACUAGCCAGUACAUUCUCAUUCUUGAAAUAUGAUAUCGUCAACCCGUCUUUCCACGGCAAGCAAGUAUCGUAAAAAUUGUCCAGUUGUAUCCGAAUAUUUUGCACGAUCGAUUAUCACGUUCUUUUACAACGCUUCCUGGAAGGGUAGUGACCGGGUGCCAGCAAGCAAUAUGCUCUCAGCAAGCAGCCCUAAAUUCGAGAACGAGUGUCAAGAAAAUACAACUCAGCAUACAGAAGUCGAUCAUAACGGUGAUACAGGCCCCGCGGAAAGACAGCUGACUGAAAACGAGAAAGAAAUAGCAAAGGUACACGAAGAAGCCUGUGAGGCUAAGCAGCGAAUGUACAGAGAUCCAACCACUGGUUUUAAGGUGUUCACAAAGUUUGCCCAUCUCCAGAGAGGAAAGUGUUGUGGGAGUGCUUGCAGACAUUGUCCAUAUGGCCAAAUGAAUGUGAAGGAUCCAGCUAUGAAGAAACAAUUUAAUUCAUUGUUUUAUGUGUAGUUGUCUUGAGGCCUGCAAUACCCUGGUGUUUUGUUCAGUAAUAGUUAUUUCAUCAAAUGUCUUGACAGUGCAUAAGACAGUGUUAUUUCUGACCAUGUGGUCCAUUGGGAUCUUAUCUGACCCUAUGCUUCACAUGUGCUCUGACAUGGCCUCUAGAAUGCCAUGCCAGAAUAACUCCUUUGGCUGUGAAAGUACAGUGCCUUCCAUAAUGUUUGGGACAAAGACAUAUUUCUUCUUGAUUUGGCUCUGUACUCCACAAUUUCAGAUUUGUAAUCAAACAAUUCACAUUUGCUUAGUGUGCAGAUUCGUAGCUUAUAUUAAAGGGAAUUUUGAUACAUUUUGCUUUUACCAUGUAUAAAUUAUGGCAGUUUUUAUACAAAGCCCCCCAUUUCAGGUCACUACAAUAUUUGGGACAUAUUAAUGUUAUGUUAAUGAAAGUAGCCAUGUUUAGUCCUUUGCUGCAUAACCUUUGCAUGCAAUGACUGCUUGAAGUCUGUGACCCAUAGACAUCACCAGGUGCUGAAUAUCUUCUCUGGUGAUGCCCGCCAGGCCUGUAGUCCUGCCUACUUGUUUCAGCCGCUAAUUGCCUUAAGAAUUCUCUUCAGCAUAUGAAACACGUGUUCAAUUGGAUUCCGAUCAGGUGCUUGACUUGGCCAGUCAAGAAUUUAAAAAACUUCUUUGUUACUUUAGCAGUAUGCUUGGGAUUAUUGUCUUGCUGUAGGAUGAAGCACCCUCCAAUGAGUUUGGAGGCUUUUGCAUGAACUUGAGCAGAUAAGAUGCUUCUGUACUCUACAGAAUUCAUUCUGCUCCUGCUAUCAUCAGUGGCAUCAUCAAUGAAGACAAGUGAACCAGCACCUAUGGCAGCCAUACAUGCCCAAAAACACCCCACUAUGUUUCAUAGAUGAGUCUCUCUGUCUCUCUGUCUACAAGACCGUUUUCUUGAGAAUUAUAUUGUCAUCAACUGUAGAGGUCUUCAUUGACCUGCCUUUUGUGAUUACUGAGCUCACCAGCGUUCUCUUUCUUCUUAAUGAUGUUCCAAACAGUUGAUUUUGGUAAGCCUAAGGUUUGGCCUAUGUCUCUGACAGUUUUUCUGAUUGCUUUACAAUGGCUAUCUUGACUUUCAUUGGCAAAACUCUCUUGGCAGACUCUAAAUGCAACCAAAAGCCUAGAAUCAAGAAUAUAUACCGAAAGCUCUAUUUUACCUGGAAGCAAUUGAACACACCUGAUUAAUCAGGAACACCUGUGAAACCAUUUGUCCUGCACAUUAUGGUGCCCUAAAAUGGGGAUGGGGUCUGUGUAUAAAAAGUGCUGUAAUUUCCAAAUGGUGAAACAAAAAUGUAUGGAAAUACCCUUCAAUAAAAGCUGAGAAUAUACACUUGCACCACCUGUGAAUUGUUUGAUUACAAAUCUAAAAAUCUAAAAUUGUGGAAUACCCUCUUUUCCAAGCCAUGCAGUAAUAUUAGUUCACAUGAUAAAAUGCAUUUUCAGAAGAAUAACAUUAGCUAGCAAGGUGGAAGUCCAUAGCCCUUUUUAUCAUUUAUUAGACUGAAAUGCAUUGAUAUCUAAUCCUUUUUUAUAGAAGUGAUAAGGCAUUUGAGGCCACAGUGUUUCAUGAAUAUUGGCAAGACUAGGGACCUGCAGGUAUUCAGCUUUGCCUCAGUCCUUAGAAAACCCUGUAGCCUUGAAGAUAUUUAUGAUGAUCCAUUUCUUCUCUUGCUUUAUCACCUUAAUGUAUACCCUAGGUGGAAUCUCCCAAGUGUAAGGCUUAGAUCUUGAAUGGUUCUUUUAAGUGUAGUCUUUUGUAUUGAUAAAGACUUUGUCCAAAUGGUUUUCAUUAUUAUAAGAACAUCCAAUUAUCAGCUGUUCUGUUGGCAUUAAUUGAGUGAAUAUUGAAAACCAUAUUGUACAUUCAAUCACAAUUAAUAUGUGGUGCGCAAAUGUCAUAAAGAAGCUCAAGAUGGACCUUUGUUUAUUUCAGCCUACUUGAAAACAUUUGGUAAAACCUCUGACAUUAAAGGCAAUAAAUCCACAGUUGGUAGCCAUGGAAAAACAUUCUGAAAUAAAACAUUUUAACCACUUA